AUGAUCAAAGUUUUAGUUUUGCAAGUUAUAGGUGUUCUUCUCCUUGGUAGCCUUCAGUUCGGCCAUGCAAGAGUUCAACAUCAUACGUUCAUUGUGGAAGAAACGCCACAUACAAGGCUUUGCAGUAGCAAGAAGAUCUUGACGGUGAACGGGAGCUUUCCUGGGCCAACUCUAUUUGCCAACAGAGGGGACACAAUCAUCGUUGACGUCAUCAAUAAUGGGACUGAAAACAUAACCAUUCAUUGGCAUGGUGUGAAACAGCCAAGAUAUCCAUGGUCAGAUGGACCAGAAUUCAUAACACAAUGUCCUAUUCAACCUGGUAGAAACUUUAGCCAACAAAUCUUGCUAUCGGAUGAGGAAGGAACAUUAUGGUGGCAUGCUCAUAGCGAUUGGUCUCGAGCCACUGUGCAUGGGCAAAUUGUUGUCUCUCCUCCUAAUGGACCUGAGGGUUAUCCUUUUCCUAAGCCUCAAGGGGAAGUUCCCAUCAUUUUAGGAGAGUGGUGGAAAUCAGACAUACAAGAAGUUUUGAAUGAAUUCCUUGCUAGCGGAGGAGACCCAAAGAUCUCAGAUGCAUUCCUUAUCAAUGGUCAACCUGGGGAUAAAUACAAUUGCUCUAAAAAUGAUACAUUCAGGGUGACGGUGGAUAGUGGAAAGACAUAUCUGCUCCGAAUGGUGAACGCAGUAAUGAACAACAUCAUGUUCUUCUCCAUCGCAAACCACAACCUCACGGUGGUUGGGACCGACGGCGCGUACACAAAACCCUUCCAGGCACCCGUAGUCGUCAUAUCCCCCGGCCAGACCCUCGACCUCUUGCUCCACGCCGACCAAACCCCCAACCACUAUUACAUGGCGGCUAAGGCCUUAAACACCGCCGAUAGGGUUCUAUUCGACAACACCACAACCACCGCCUUCAUCCAAUACUCCGGCAACUAUACCCCGUCACCGUCACCGCCCUUCCCUAACCUCCCCGACCACAACGACAUCAACGCGUCCGUCGGCUUCACCUCGCAACUCAGAAGCUUAGCCGACAAUAAUGAUGUUCCACAGAACGUGUCGACUAAUCUGCUUUUCACGGUCUCCAUUAACACCCGACCGUGCGAAAGAAAUUCCUCAAACUGCACCGGACCGAGCGGGAGAAUGUUCGCCGCCAGCGUUAACAACAACAGUUACAUCCUCCCUCAGACCGACAUACUUGAGGCGUACUACUAUAGCACCAUCCUAAACCAGAGCGGCGCCGUCAACGACGUUUACGCAACCGACUUUCCGCCGUUUCCGCCCUUUGUUUUUGACUACACCAAUGCAACUCUCCCGUCGGAGCUGCAGCUGCCGGAGCGGAAUAAGACGGCGAAAGUGUUUGUGCUUGAGUAUGGGACGACGGUGGAGCUUGUUUACCAGGGCACGAAUUUGGUCGCUGGAAUCGACCAUCCCAUGCACUUGCAUGGAUACAGCUUUUACGUGGUCGGUUGGGGUUUCGGAAAUUUCGACAAAGACAAAGAUCCGCAGAACUAUAAUCUUGUCGAUCCUCCUCUGAUGAACACAAUUGCUCUUCCUAAAAACGCUUGGACAGCUAUCAGAUUCAAAGCAGAUAAUCCUGGGGUGUGGUUCAUGCAUUGUCAUUUGGAGCGUCACACAAGCUGGGGAAUGGAGAUGACAUUCAUAGUUAAAAAUGGAACUGGCGUAAACGAGACAAUGUUGCCUCCACCUCCAGAUAUGCCAAAGUGCUGAUAGAUGACGUAAAUUAUUCAUAAUCUGUGAUCGAUGGGAACAUGAUCAGUUUUAAGGAUUACGUGAAGAGUUCGAUUAUUAAUAAUUGCAGAAAUUAAGGAAUUUUCCGAUCCCAAUUAAAUUUGUUUGCAU
Molecule: messenger RNA, 1857 nt
Organism: Ipomoea nil (Japanese morning glory)
Lineage: Eukaryota; Viridiplantae; Streptophyta; Magnoliopsida; Solanales; Convolvulaceae
Product: laccase-15-like
Exons: 6
Coding region: 1-1725 (574 amino acids)
Biological process (GO): lignin catabolic process
Cellular component (GO): apoplast
Molecular function (GO): copper ion binding; hydroquinone:oxygen oxidoreductase activity
Source: RefSeq, a predicted model, not a curated record